Molecule: messenger RNA, 5851 nt
Organism: Physeter macrocephalus (sperm whale)
Lineage: Eukaryota; Metazoa; Chordata; Mammalia; Artiodactyla; Physeteridae
Gene: CTBP2
Product: C-terminal binding protein 2
Exons: 8
Coding region: 814-1911 (365 amino acids)
Biological process (GO): regulation of transcription by RNA polymerase II
Cellular component (GO): nucleus
Molecular function (GO): DNA-binding transcription factor binding; NAD binding; oxidoreductase activity, acting on the CH-OH group of donors, NAD or NADP as acceptor
Source: RefSeq, a predicted model, not a curated record
GAGGACCUGGAGAAGUUCAAGGCCCUGAGAGUGAUCGUGCGGAUAGGCAGCGGCUACGACAACGUCGACAUCAAGGCUGCAGGCGAGCUCGCCUCCAUCGUCUCACCCCCUUCCUUGGGGGGGGGUCGCUAGACCCUGUACAAGAGGAGAAGAGGGGUUAUGACAGCGGUGGCUUCCCACGGGCACCCCAAGCCUUUGCUUCCAGCCUCAGCAUCACUCUGAGCGCCUCUUUGUCGCCACGGAGAAACUUGGGAGGAUGCGAGCCUUCAGAAGCAAGUCUACCGUAAACUGAAAUUUUCCACUUUUCCCUGGCACCGAGAAGAAUGUUUUUGUUUGACAACAAAUGUUCUUUGUGCUCUUGAUAGAGCUGAAAUCCCAAGCUCGAGCGGUGACAGAGAAUGUGGCUUGGCACCCCGGGUGGCUUGCGACCCUUCCCCUUCACCUGCCUCCCGUCUCUGCAGCAUCUGCCCCUCGUGACGCCGCCACCCGCAAUGCGUGCCACAUUGGGCUUCCUUGCCAGGACCCGGCCGCUUCUCUCUGGGGGGGGCGGGGGAGGGGGAAGAUGGGAUCGGGAGGUGCCCGCGAGGGAACGUCCCAUCUCCGCAGUUGUAGAAGCUGCUUCGCGGGCAGACUCGGGGCCCGGCUGGGGCGGCCGUGUCCCCGGAGUACCCCCCCCAGAGGCCAGCCGGGGGCCUGCGAUGUUGAAAGAUGUAAACAGCAUGUCCGUGGUGGCCUUUUCGUUGAUCCUGGUCCAAUCUGACGAGGGAGCUGCUUCGGGGACAGCUGCUGGGCCGUUCCGAAGGCAGUUUUCAAAUGUGGACUCCGCGGAAGGAAAAUGGGCCCCUGUCCAGCCAUCCUUUGUCUCCAAAUGCACUUCGCAGCUCAUUCGGUCAGCUGACCUGUACUGAGGACAGAAGAGCAGGUGGCUCAGGGAUCGCCGUAUGCAACAUCCCAUCCGCGGCCGUGGAAGAGACGGCCGACUCCACCAUCUGCCACAUCCUGAACCUGUACCGGCGGAACACGUGGCUGUACCAGGCGCUGCGGGAAGGCACGCGGGUGCAGAGCGUCGAGCAGAUCCGGGAGGUUGCCUCGGGGGCAGCCCGCAUCCGCGGGGAGACGCUGGGCCUCAUUGGCUUCGGUCGCACGGGGCAGGCGGUUGCUGUUCGAGCCAAGGCCUUUGGAUUCAGCGUCAUAUUUUAUGACCCCUACUUGCAGGAUGGGAUAGAGCGGUCCCUGGGCGUGCAGAGGGUCUACACCCUGCAGGACUUACUGUAUCAGAGCGACUGCGUCUCCUUGCACUGUAAUCUCAACGAACAUAACCACCACCUCAUCAAUGACUUUACUAUAAAGCAGAUGAGGCAAGGAGCAUUCCUAGUGAACGCGGCCCGCGGCGGACUGGUGGAUGAGAAAGCCUUAGCCCAAGCCCUCAAGGAAGGCAGGAUACGAGGGGCGGCCCUCGACGUGCACGAAUCGGAGCCUUUCAGCUUUGCCCAGGGUCCCCUGAAAGACGCACCGAAUCUCAUCUGUACGCCCCACACGGCCUGGUACAGUGAGCAAGCCUCACUGGAGAUGAGGGAGGCGGCCGCCACCGAGAUCCGCCGGGCCAUCACAGGUCGCAUCCCAGAGAGCUUAAGAAACUGUGUGAACAAGGAAUUCUUUGUCACAACAGCUCCCUGGUCAGUAAUAGAUCAGCAAGCAAUUCAUCCAGAGCUCAAUGGUGCCACAUACAGAUACCCGCCAGGCAUCGUGGGCGUGGCUCCGGGAGGACUUCCUGCAGCCAUGGAAGGGAUCAUCCCCGGAGGCAUCCCGGUAACCCACAACCUCCCCACGGUGGCACACCCUUCCCAAGCUCCCUCUCCCAACCAGCCCACAAAACACGGGGACAAUCGAGAGCACCCCAACGAGCAAUAGCAGAGUGACGGAAGGUAAUCAUUCAGAUACACCUGGGACCAAGAGACAGUGGGAAAUAGAUGAGCUAAGAGGAAAGGAACUUGACAGUCUUUUUAACUGCUUCUGGACAUACGCAUCAUUGACGCUGCAGUGUUAAAACUACAAAAGAGCUCGAAGCCGAGACGUGGGAAAACUGAAGAUGUCGUCUGCUUGCGGAAGCGCUGAAAAAGACUAGGACGUGAUUUAUUAACGACCAACUUGUUAUUGUGUGUUAAGUUUUUCAUCUGUGCAUCAAAUCACAAAGAAUAAAUAGAUCUUUUUCCUUUAUCAGUCCCUUGGACACAGCAGGUCCUGAACACCUUGCUCUAGAAUGUUGCAUCAGGAGUUCCAAACAUCAAAAUAAAAAAUAUUAAGAGGAAAUCCCCAUCCUAUGACUCUAGUCCCUUCGGUCCAUGGGGGCUGGUUACCUCUUUUGAUAAUAGGAAGAUUAAAUUACUACAAAAUGGGGAGAAAACUGUUUGCCUGUGUUAGACAACCGCGAGCAUAGGAUUGAAGACAGUACAGGCUCCUGUACAGAGAAGUCUCUCCCAUCUGAACUGCAUACUGAGCGGGCAAGUUGGUUGUGAGUUCAGUAAAAACCCUCUGAUGAUGCAAAAAAAAAAAAAAAAAAAAAAAAAAAACAAAAAAAAGUAUUAAGUUUCACAAGCUGUUUGUACUCAAAUAUAUUUUCUCAGUUUCAGAUCCUCAGCUAUUUUAUUGAGUGGAAAGUCUUGAACUGAAAGGGUUCAAGAAGAAUAAUGUUGCAUUUCCUUAUGUCUCAGGAAACACUUUUUAUGGUAACUUGUCAGAUUGUCUAUGAACAAACCCACUUUUUUAGACAUUGAUAAAGUCUUCUUUUCUUCACGUGAUAUUUUAUACAAGAACACUUCAGGUGUGUUAUUAGAUGUGACUGAUUUUAACAAAUCCUAUUAGAUUUGUAUCAACUAGUUACAUGUUAUAUUCAUAGUCUUUUGUGAAUCAUCGCCUUUUUGUUUAAAAGAUGGCCUAUUUUGAGCCUUUGUAUAGGUACAUUCCUGUUUUUGUGACAAAAAAAAACCUUUAAAACUGUCCCAAACAGAAAAAUAAUGGCUAUCAGAAAUAUGUUUUGUUUUAGUGUGAGUUACCGUUACUGUAUUUGUUUAUUGUAAAGGUGGACAUUUAGCGUUCAGUGCAGUUUUCAAUAAAAAGUAAUAAAAAUUUGUUAAGCUCUGAAAUUCAAGUACAACUCACCAGUGUAAAAGUUCUCUCCUUGAGAUGUUUAAAGGCAACUGCAGUUUCAAUUAGCCAGUUUCCCAACUCUUGUUAUUCCGAGGUUCAAAGAUUUACAGUACUCUUCUAUCACCUACCUAUUCCAUAACCAGACGCAAGAAUGCUGAUAAUUACUUCAUGUGACAGUUUAAUUGAAAAAAUCAAAACUUCACAUAAGUCCAUCCUUAUCAAAUCAUGCCAUCCUUAAGAUGCAAUAGUGGGUUAGAACUAAGUCAAUUCAAGAAACAAAAUUGGUCAAGUUUUAGAAUUUUAAUUUACCCAAAAGCAAAAUUAUCUGGCUCAAGCAUUAAUGCAGGAAGGGAGGUGAAUGUCAAAAAAAAUUUUUUUAAUGGUAUUUACAAAGAAAUGUUGCAAAAUAAUUACCAGCCAUUUCCAUAGGUUAGGAACUUUCCGUUGAUUUUAUGGGUCUUCCUUCUUAAAUAGCAUUAAACCCCUUACUACUAGCGGUAUCUGCAAAUGUCAGUCACGACCAACAAUUCCAGGUACCGAACUCCUUUUCAGCCGCCUCCCCCCACCCUUUCCCAUUUAAAAAAAAGAAGUCAUGGCAACUUAAAGCAUCAAUCGCCUCACCUCACUCAUUUUAAGGUGGUGGUCCCAUCCCAACUCUCCCAUGAAAAAUUACAUUGAAACCACCUGACACGGAUAGAGAGAUCCUGGACAGAGAUAGAGCAAAUGGUUACUGACCUAUCACUCCGGGGAGCAGAGUGGCAGCUCAAGAUCAUCUUCACAACCACUUGUCAAACAGGCAAUCAGUGAGGGGGUGACGUAUGCACAAAAAGGAGACCCCAACCGCCUAUGCACAGCAAUAGUCCCUUAACACAGAUUAAGUCUGUGACACGAUGAGCCUAAAAACCAAAAACAUAAGAAGAUCCAAAUCCAUGGUGCACCUGGGUUUUAAUUGACAGAAAACACCACACUCUAUUCUCCCUAGAAAAAGAACCAUAAAGUCCAUACAGUUAAAGGUAUUACUGUCCAGAGUCAACCAAAAGACAUACAGUAUCUGUCACCCUGCCAUAUAUAAUCUGAGAAAGGACUGCAAACUCUAUCUUGGGACAACAGUUAUGGCUGUUUGAUAGUUCAAAAGCUUAACAUAGCACUGAUUCACCAGAAUGUUGGCCUUUACCAGCCAAUCUGCUGUGAAAACCAUUUAAAGCCCCAUCCCUGUCUGGAGCCUAAGAAAUGGAGUCAUAUAUAUAUAUAUAUAUAUAUAUAUGUGUGUGUGUGUGUGUGUGUGUAAUUCUUUCCCACAGGGAAGAAUGCUGUACCUGUUAAACUAGAUGUGGUCAGGGUCACUGAUCUAUAAAUAAAUAAAUAAAGAGGCACCUCAGGGGACACACCACGCAGCAAACAACACACGGAGGCUAAGGCUAAAGACCGAGCCUGCAGUUUUCUAAACAGCACUGACUGUAAUGUAGACCCUAGCAACUAGAUGCUUUUCCCUCAAACAUUUCUCUUCGGCUUCUUGAACUGGGAGAGCAGUUUUUGCUUAACAGCAACUGGAACAGGAUGUCUGGCCACUAAAGAAUUCUCUCCCUAUAUAUGGAGAAAAGUUUAUAGGGAUGCUGUGCUAUGUAAUCAGAAUGGCAGCCUUCUAAAAAUUAAUUCUGUCCAAAAUGAAAGCAAACCAUAGAGUCAAUUUGUAAGAAAACAUUAACCAUUUGAAACAGUAACAUACACCAUUAUUACAUCAAAAUUCAUUCAUAUGGAAUCAAAUUGCAAAUAUUUUUCCUGCAAGUUCUAGCAUGCAGCAAAAGCGAUCAUCCUGGGAACACGUUUCAAGGAGUGUUCAGAGAGGGAAGAAAGAACUAAAGAGAUGACAUCUCAUAGGUAAUUUUCUAUUUUUAGUAUUCCAGCAUCAAAUCUGAUGUUGUGCACAUUUCAAUAGCAUCUAAACAGAACUUAAGAAGAAAACAAGAAGUAAAUAUUUCAAGGUUUUCACAGACUUUUCAUCAAGGGAAGGAAAGGGUGUGUGUGUGUGUGUGUGCGCGCGCGCGUGCGUGUGCGUGUGUGUGUAGGGCUUCUUUCCAAAUUCCUUGCCACAUCAAUAGUCUACAAAGUGCUUACCAGGACACUAAAUAAGUCUUUUUGUGUUCCUGAGAUAGGUCUGAAAUUUUUACCCAGUUUUGAAUGUAUACCUGAAGUGGUCAAAUAAUACUUUUUGUAGAAAGUUUUCCUACCUAAGAUUAUAGUCUUAACUUUAAAUAAGAAUGGCCACAAUUAAUCAACAUGCAAAACUUCUCAGACUACUCACUGAGAAAUUCAUUAUACAAUGCAUUUACCACCUUACUGCGUUCUUAAAUCUUUAUUCUAUACUGAACUGAUAUUCCCAAUUAGCCCAAGCGAAGGCAUGCCUUUCUAACACAAUUUGCCUAAAGCAGAGUUGAUGAUAAAAGACAGUAAGACUCCACAGACCCUAUGCAUGGCAACCUGGGAGAGUAUAACAUUGUCAACAGAGUCAAGUGGGCAAAGUUCACACGAUUCAUUCAGUUACAUACGAGUGGACCGGCUCCCCCGAGCACUCCCCUCACUUACAUCCACCAAGUAACGAUUCACAAAGAGACUGCUACCCAGAGUCUGGGAGAAGAAGCCCCAUCUUAAGGGCACUCUUCCAAACAAAUAAAUACCUAAGCACUGAAAAGGGGCAUAUCAGAAA